This is a messenger RNA of Cajanus cajan (pigeon pea), 1311 nucleotides long. NCBI's taxonomy places the organism in Eukaryota, Viridiplantae, Streptophyta, Magnoliopsida, Fabales, Fabaceae. The record is from RefSeq and is a predicted model, not a curated record.
AUGGCAAAGACAAGAAGAACUAACCUUGAAGACCAUCAGUCCGAAGAUGAGCACCCGUCCGGGGCAGACAAUGCCGAGACGGUAGAAGAGACAAACUUGACCGACAUGGUGCGCCAAAUGAAGGAAGACAUGGCCGCCAUGAAACAGCAACGGGAGAGAGAUGCUGCUGAGAUGGCUGCGUUGCGAGAGGAGAAUGCUGCCCUCAAAAAUCAGUACCGGGAUCCCACAUGGAAACCCUCUGAGACGACCCACACUCAGGGGUCGUUCCAUUCGCACGACCAUCACACCUCUAUCCCUCACACUUCUGUUGCUGCCCCAGCUGUCCAUGCUUCGGUCAGCCGGUCGGUACAACCGAUGCCGGCCGGAGCACACCGACACCCCUUUACCCCAAACAUCAUGCAGUCUGCACUUCUUGACCAUUGGAAGUCCUUACCCCUAGACAAGUAUGAUGGUACCACCGACCUAGAUGAGCACGUCGAUGUGUUCUUAACUCAAGUUACUCUAAGCACUACUGAUGACGCCGCCUUGUGCCGAAUCUUCCCAACAUCAUUAAAAGGGCGAGCACUGAGUUGGUUUACCCGGCUUCCUGCUAAUUCGGUUGACUCGUUCAACAUGUUAGCCUCCCAGUUCACCAUUCAGUUCGCUACAAGCCGGCCCCACCAGUUGACCUCUUUGGCACUAGUUAGCAUCCGUCAGGAGAAAAAGGAGUCCCUUCGGGCGUUCAUGAGCCGAUUCAACAAAGCGGCCCUUGAAAUCCGAGACCUGAACCUUGCUGUAGCUCUGCACCACCUCACCACCGCCUUGAAACCGGGGCCUUUCGCCAACAACAUUUGUAAGAAACCCCCUACUGACAUGGAUGACUUGCGUCGGCAAGCCGACAAAUACAUGCAGAUGGAAGAAUUGGCUGAGUUCCGGAACCAAGCCCGAGCGGAGGUGUUGGCAAAACCUGACAAACCGGCUGAGACUAAUUUCCGAAGUCGUCCGAAAGAGCUGAUUCCUCGCGAGAAGCCUCCUCGCGGUCCGAGAUACUCACAAUAUACGCCACUCAAUACAAGCAGAUCGGCCGUCCUAGAGCAAGCACUUGCCUCAGAGGUGCUAGCAGUCCCAAAGCGAGCUUCGACCCCUCCCAGGGCUGAUACAACAAAGUCUUGCAGAUACCACCGUAAUCGGGGGCAUUCCAUAGAGGAAUGCGCGGCUUUGAAAGACAAAAUUGAAGACUUAAUCAAGCAGGGGCAACUGCAAGGCUUCAUAGACCGACCGACCUCAUCCCGACACGCCGACUGGUCUCGGCGACAUGAUCAUCCUGAGUAG